AUGCAUCGCUCUACUUAUGAUGCCCGUUCGGGGUCGCGUUCUUCCAGCCAUAGCAAUAGUAGCGCUUUCAGUCCCAACGCAAACCCUAACGAAGACUGGACCAAGAUCUCGGAUUUAGCAGAGCGUCGUCGCAUCCAGAACCGGAUUGCACAGCGUAAUUAUCGCAAGAAACUAAAGCGCCGCCUGGAAGAUCUAGAGAGACGCGCCGCAUCGUCCGCAUCCCCGGAACAGUCACAUGCGGAACCGGUGCCCCCCAAAGCCACAACCAAGACUCGCUCCAAACAGCGAUCUAACAAAUCCGAUGCGAAAGCUCACACGUCGCACACCCUGCAACCAGAGAGACCGGCGUCGUACGAUCACUACACACCGGACGAGCGAACCAUGUUCGGCCAACAAUGUACUCGCCAACUCUCUGCUUCACCACCCCCGGUGUUUUCAUAUCCACCACUCCAAGGCUACGACACCUAUCGACCAACCUACAACCAACUCGCAGUCUAUCACACCGUGCCCAGCACGUACAGCGACGUGAUGUCUUAUCCCGGUGAAUACGGCGACUCACUACCAUCUAUGGUCCCGAUGAUAUCAGGGGCCCCGCUAGGCACCCCUAGGAAACCGGCGUACGACGAGGACAUCAUCAGCCCAUUUAGUAUGAGUUACGCCGCGAUGGCAGGCAUUGAUAUCUGUCAACAGCAGUCGCCGCCGGAACCUGGUCUUCCGAUGCCAUCGCUUUCCUACGGCUAUUCGGAUGACCAGCGCGCGGUUUCGACAUCCCCCGAGGCGUCGAUCUUUACUUUGCCCUUAACGCCCGAGUCACCUCCGUGCUCGCCACGCUCCAUGCCGGGGCUGUAUGAGUAUGAUCUGCGGCCGUGA
Molecule: messenger RNA, 870 nt
Organism: Penicillium maclennaniae
Lineage: Eukaryota; Fungi; Ascomycota; Eurotiomycetes; Eurotiales; Aspergillaceae
Product: bZIP transcription factor
Exons: 3
Coding region: 1-870 (289 amino acids)
Biological process (GO): regulation of DNA-templated transcription
Molecular function (GO): DNA-binding transcription factor activity
Source: RefSeq, a predicted model, not a curated record